AUGGUCGUUGUUGUGAGUGAGUUAGUGUGCGUUAGUGUGUGUGUUUCAGUUCAGUGUUCAGUGGUGGGGCGGUCAGUGUCGAGGCAGAGCUGUGAGGGCGUAGGUACCGUUUAGAAAACCCCCUCGAGUGACCAUGUGAGCGCCCCAGGAGGUGAAUCAUGCAGAGUGUACUAGUAUAUGGAAGGCUGUUCUCAAGAGCUGUCGCCAACGGUAUAUACAGCACCGUGAACACAGGGGCAGGUGCCGACCCAAGGACCUAGUGCAGAAGGCGAGGCCGUGAACGCCAGUGGUAGGAAGAAAUUGAGGUUUUUGACGGCCGUCAGUGGGUUCCCCAAGAACCUCAGAACCUUAGAGACUGUCAAGCCUGGCAAGUUUGGGGACGACGCCUAUUUCGUGGUCAAGCAUGCCAAAGGAGAUGUUAUAGGUACGUAUGAAAGAAGAAAGGUACAAAGGAUGAGAAGGAAAAGGCAUACAGACGGUAAGAACAAUCACAGUAAAAGAUAAUGUGGAUAAAU
Molecule: messenger RNA, 515 nt
Organism: Penaeus monodon (black tiger shrimp)
Lineage: Eukaryota; Metazoa; Arthropoda; Malacostraca; Decapoda; Penaeidae
Product: SERTA domain-containing protein 4-like
Source: RefSeq, a predicted model, not a curated record